Arvicanthis niloticus (Nile rat) is the source of this 2063-nucleotide messenger RNA. NCBI's taxonomy places the organism in Eukaryota, Metazoa, Chordata, Mammalia, Rodentia, Muridae. The record is from RefSeq and is a predicted model, not a curated record.
GAGCGCUCAGCGGGGGUCAGCUGGCAGCGGCUGACAGUUGGCUGGGCUUGGGGUAAGGCAGCUGCGGAAGGCUGUGACACCCCGGCUGGGCGACGGUCGUCGGGACUCCAUGGUUGAGCCUCCCAGUUACGUAUGAGACCACAGUCCUCUCCGAGCCCCCUGCAUCCCGCUUCCUGUGUCCUCCUCUCCCAGUCUGCUGUCCGCCUGGUCCCCAUUUCGGGUUCUGGACGCAGUUAUGGUCUCCCGACCUGCUACAGAGCCUUCCUUAUCUCCUCUGAGCCUGAUGCAUCCGGGAUCUGGUUGUGGAAUGGGCUCCAUUCACCACUACCCCUCCCUAGUCCCUCACAGCUGCAGAGUCUGUGAGCGCAAGUAUGCAAGGGCCUUGAAUAAUGUAUCUCCAAAGUGUCCAGCAAGGGGAAACUAUCGGGGACCUACCUCAUGUGGGCAACCUCACCCUGAGUCUGGACCCCGGUGUGGGCGCCUCAGAGACAGGCGUAGUGACAGUGACAGCUAUAGGGACGGUGGACCACAGACUAGUGGACUUUUCUUCCCCGUUCAGCGGCAGCGCAGCGUCCCCUACUUCCAAACGCCCUUCACAAUGCAUUCCAUCACUGACACUUGUCCAACACUGUGUAAGCGUUGCACUUGAUUGUCUCCGCAGCCAGUUCCAUCCUCCUGGAACAACCUUGGCGCCGGUUUUGCGAAUGCCAAAUUCACGGCGCUGCCCAAGCGGAGCUGCUAUCUGAAUUCUCCGUGGAUGUGGCAAAGGGGAAUGAACGCUAAAGGUGCUGCCGGAAGUGUCCGACCUAGAGAAAUAUGUAGACGGGAGACCUUUUUCCUUCCUAGCCACACAGCGGUGAACUCCAGAUCCCAAGGCAGCGGUCCUUAACCUUCCUAAUGCUGUGACCUGAUACUACAGUGCUUCAUGUUGUGGGGACCUCCAACCAUACAGUUGUUUUCCUUGCUACUUUAUAAAUCCUCCAGCAUGGACUUCCUGAGUCUCUUCCUGUUCUACGUGGUCUUCUUACUGAUUUCUGUUGUCAUGAUCUGCAUCGUCACAAAAAACCAGCGGUUGAAAGCUGUGGCCCUGGGAGCAGCACAGCUGUGCUCCUGUGUAACCCCACAGUGCCUCCAGAGGGCCGUGCAGAUGCUUCUCCAUCAGCUCUUCCACACACGCCACCCCACCUUCGUUGUCUUGCACCUGCUCCUGCAAGGCCUGGUUUACGUGGAAUACACCUGCGAAGUCUUUGGCUACUGCCAGGAGCUGGAGUUCUCUCUGCCUUACCUUCUCCUGCCCUAUCUGCUGCUGAGUGUGAACCUGGUGUUCUUCACCCUGACUUGUGCCGCCAAUCCUGGCACCAUCACUAAAGCAAAUGAAUCAUUACUUCUGCAUGUCUAUAAAUUCGAUGACGUGAUGUUUCCAAAGAACUCGAGGUGUUCCACUUGCGAUUUAAGGAAGCCAGCCCGCUCCAAGCACUGCAGGGUGUGUGACCGGUGUGUGCACCGUUUUGACCAUCACUGUGUUUGGGUGAACAACUGCAUCGGGGCCUGGAACACCAGGUACUUCCUCAUCUACCUCCUGACACUGAUGGCGUCUGCUGCCACCAUAGCCAUUGUGACUGCCGCUUUUCUGCUCCGCCUGGUGGCAGUGUCGGAUCUCUACCAGGAAACUUACCUUGAUGACUUGGGGCAUUUCCAGGCUGUGGACACAGUCUUUCUUAUUCAGCACCUGUUCCUGGCUUUUCCAAGGAUCAUCUUCCUGUUGGGCUUUGUCAUCAUUCUGAGCUUGCUCCUGGCUGGCUACCUGUGCUUUGCUCUGUACCUGGCUGCCACCAACCAGACCACAAAUGAAUGGUAUAGAGGCGACUGGGCCUGGUGCCAGCACUGGCCUCUGGUGGCCUGGUCCCCAUCAGCCGAGCCCCAGAUCCACCAGAACAUUCACUCCCAUGGGUUUUGGAGCAACCUUCGAGAGAUCUUUCUACCUGCUACCCCCAGUUACAAGAGAAAGAAGAAGUAGCACGGGAAGUGGCCUGCCUUUUGAAUACAGUACAUAUCUAUUUGUA